CCCUCCCGCCGCACCUUGCAGUACCUCCGAAAGAGCUUUGGCGGCUCUGCCAGCAACCUUUGGGGAAGUUGCCCCCCAAGCCCCUAGUUUCAUGCGCCUGCCGGGGGGGAAGAGCAGCGCUCCGAAAAGAUUGGCAAAAUGAUGUGUGUGUUUGUCAUUGGAACAUUCCCUCCCCCUGGGGGAAGAGAGAUGAUGGCAGCGGAGCCAACUCAGGCACCGCCAUUCUCCUUUGAAGAGGUGGCUGUAUACUUCACGGAAGAGGAAUGGGCACUUCUUGAUACGGAGCAAAGAGACUUGUACUGGGAUGUUAUGCAGGAGAAUUAUGAAAACGUGGCUUCCCUGGCUGUUCCUAUACCAAAACCUGAGUUGAUCUCCCGGUUGGAGCGAGGGGAAGGGCCAUGGAUCCCAAAUCCCCCAGCUGUGGAUGAGAAGAAGCCAUGGAUCUCAAAUCCCUAUAUGUCCGAGGAAAAGAAGCCAUGGAUCCUAAAUCCCCAUCCUUCAGAGGAAAAAAAGAUCCCCGUAAAUAUAUGUGAAGGCUCUCUCUUACCCUUUUCCCACCUCUGUUCCACAGAGAUCACAGGGAAUAAUAUUUCUCUGGAUUCUUCAUCUAUCCCAGCAAGUGAGGUCAUAGUAAGGGAGAUCAAGGAGGAGACACCUGAAGAGGAAACCCCCAAACAAGCAGAGCCCCAGUGGACUUUACUGGGAUCGCCCACAGGGAAUGCUGGCCUGAACCCUGAGACCCGGUGUGGCUUGCAGAGGCAGUGGGAGAUGCAGGCAGGGAACAUGUGGCGAGAACCUUCCCGCCACCUGAGGGCUGCGAACUCCAAGAGGAGCAUGUUCCAUGUGGGGCGGAAGAAGCUUAUGUGUCCGGAGUGUGACCGGUGGUUCCACUGCAAAUCGGAGUUUUUGCUGCACUGGAGGACACACACAGGGGAAAAACCCUACGAAUGCCUUGCUUGUGGGAAGAGGUUCAUCCAGAGUUCCCACCUGAGUGCCCACCGACGUAUUCACACAGGAGAGAAGCCGUAUGAGUGCCCCAAGUGUGGGCGGAGCUUCAACCGCCGCUCCACCCUGACUGAGCACCUGAGAAUCCACACAGGUGAGAAGCCGUACAAAUGCCUUGAGUGUGGGGAGAGCUUCCGUUGGAGGCCAUACCUUACCAAGCACCAGAGGAUCCACAUGGGGAAUGCUGCCUAUAAAGGUCUGGACAAUGGAGAAGCCAUGUUUGAGAACUCAUCCCUGGCUGACCGUCAGGGAAUCCACACAGCAGCAGGCGUUGCCAUGGGGAGGGGAAAGGCAGAGGCUAGUCUCCAGCAUGCUGGGUCAGGCGAUCUUCAGGGGUCUGUGAAUAACCCAGAGCCUUCCGACCCCAAGCAAGUUGUGAAUGGUCAGCCAUUGGAGAGGCCUAUCAAGACCGAGGCAGAGCUGGCCCCGGACGGAAAUGAUGUGACCGAUGUCAGCCAGAUCAAGAUCAUCCAGGUGGAAAAGAAGCACGUGUGCCAUGAGUGUGGGAAAGCCUUCCAGUACAAGUUUGAACUGGUGAAGCAUCACCGGACCCACACAGGAGAGAAGCCGUUCGAAUGCCUGGCCUGCGGGAAACGUUUCUUCCAGAGCACGCACCUCAACGCACACCUGCGCAUCCACACGGGGGAGAAGCCUUACGAGUGCCCCAAGUGUGGGCGGAGCUUCAACCGCCGCUCCACCCUGACCGAGCACCUGAGGAUUCACACGGGGGAGAAGCCGUACAAGUGCCUCCAGUGCGGGGAGAGCUUCCGCUGGAGGCCGUACCUGACCAAGCACCAGAGGGUCCACAUGGGGGACAACACCUACAAGUACUUUGAGAACGGAGAGAGUCUCUAUGACAGUGCUGCUUUCCCUGAGCCUCCAGAAGGAAUCCACCCAGAAUAUCUGGUUUCUACGCCUGACAUGCUCUCUCAUACAGAACUGCGGGAACAGCCAUGGCUGCCAGACAAACGACGAUCCAAGGCAAGGCAGGGCCUCGGAAGCAGCUCUGAAGCUGAAGGACUGUUAGAGCCGUCCCAGGGUCCACCUGAGGGGGAGCCAGAGCAUGCGGACUCACCUCAAGGCCUCUCCCCAGCUCAUGAUGGAAUCGGAGCCAGUGAGUCUUGUGAUAGCAUGGUAACCGAACACCCGGAAGAAGAUCCUCAGCCAAGAAGCCCUGAGCUAGAAGAACUCAACAAUGUGUUACCAGGCAGAUCACCAGGAGAUCUUCCUCCAAAGCCCAGGGGCGUCCCUGAAAGUGGACUUGGAUCAGUGGAAGCCCCAGCAAAGGAAUUAGAGGAAUUUGCUCAGUGUGGGAUGGCUUAAAAAUCCCAGCUCUGCCCUUGACGCUGUUGGAGCCGCUGAAGGAGCAAGUGUUUGGAGGAUGGUAUGCCCCACCCGACCAAUUAGUCCAGAAAGAAAUAAAGGAAGCCUUCAGAGUUCACCUUGCAAGCAAUCUCUUUUGAAAAAAAAACUUGGAAAAAAACCCACAAAACAAUGUUCGCACUCUUUCGCCAGUAUUAAUGGCUGUUUGCCCAUCUAACCUGUAUGACACAGGGAAAAAGGGGGUUCCUUAGCUAAAUAUUAACACUUCAAGGGCCGCAUUUAUUUUUUUAAAACGAUUUGUAUCCAUUAAUGUGCAUGUCACCUAGGAAUAUGCUAAUAUUAUCACCAGAGGUCUGAGAAAGUUGUCAUUACGGUUAAGAAUUUAUCCUGAGAGAGAGCAGUGGUUUAGAUUUCGAGAGCGUAGAUGUUUCAGGCUUUGUGUAUUUUGCUGUUCUGCAGUUGGAUUGCACAAGCACACAAGCUGAGAGAAUUCAGCUUCCUUGAAGAACUUGGGCUUAUCAAGGUUCUAGCCCUUAAAGAGAUGCGUGAAAUCUGAAAAGCCAGUGGGUUGGGUAGGAUUACCAGUGGUCCAUGCGAUGGGAAUCGAGGCCUGCUAUCUGCCUAAACUCCUGAGUAGGAAAAGCAGAGUGAAUUAUGCAAAUGAAUGAAUAGAUGCAAAUGUGUUAAAGUUGCAUACUGUAUUUAGGCUGCAGAAUUCAGCUUUAGGGUGAGAGGCAGGGCUGCUGAGAAGCAGGGGACUAGGGCCACAAAAUUGUGGGGAGGGCAAGGUCACCGGGGGCAAGGGCUGGGCAAAGUGCUGCUUGGAAAUCACGAUGGCCUAUUUGGCCAAAUUUUGUGUAUGUGUUUCUGAAUGCUAAGGAGAGCCUAGCAAGAAAUUCGGGGGUGGGGGUGGGUUGUGACCACUCUCAGUAGCCCUGUGGGAAGGCAGACUUUGGCUACUUUGCUGUAUUAUUUUGGUAUAUUUAAAGAAUGAGGGGGUGUCAAAUAGAUUUGAAAGGGGUUCAUAUUAACCUCUUGAAAGUCUUUUUCCCAGGUUGGGAUAGAUUUAUCCACCAAGACCAUCAACACUGCCUUGAAUUGCUUGUUUCUUGAGGGCUUUUUCGUUACUUUCAGUUUUUCUGACGAAGACUUGAUUCUCGUGAUCAUGUUUCCCAUGGUAAAUUUUUCUUAUUAUGUAGCCUUGCAUUUCCAUGGGAUCGUUUAGUGUUUCGUACAUCCCUGUAUGCAGGGGGUUUUUUUCUGGGAAAAGAGGUGGCGGAACUCUCAAGAGGGAAAUGGGGAAGAAACACAAGGGAGUCUUUGAAAUCAUAUUAUUUUCAUGCCGAGUAUUUUCAAGAGGUGCUGGAACUCUGUUUCCCCACGUUCCCCCUGAAAAAAAGCCCUGCCUGUAUGGCAAGAACUGAGUCUUGCCUCAUCCUGUCAACUUGAGUAUUUUUUUAACAGCUGUCCAAGAUUGAUCUCAACCCUUGCCACUUGGGGGUGCCUUCGGAAGAAGCUCUUACCAUGCAGAAAUGAUGGCAAACGUCACACUGUGGUGAAAUUUACCAUCAGAAGCAAACACGAGAAUCAGGCCUAAGGUAUUUUGCAAUAGUCGAAGAAGUGAAAUCGAUUUUAAAACUAACACGACAAAAUAUAGC
Molecule: messenger RNA, 3986 nt
Organism: Eublepharis macularius
Lineage: Eukaryota; Metazoa; Chordata; Lepidosauria; Squamata; Eublepharidae
Product: zinc finger protein 34-like
Exons: 9
Coding region: 139-2328 (729 amino acids)
Biological process (GO): regulation of DNA-templated transcription
Source: RefSeq, a predicted model, not a curated record